This is a messenger RNA of Amphiprion ocellaris (clown anemonefish), 2820 nucleotides long. Its product is annotated as cAMP-responsive element modulator-like. Lineage: Eukaryota; Metazoa; Chordata; Actinopteri; Pomacentridae. The transcript is spliced from 8 exons. Gene Ontology annotation, biological process: regulation of transcription by RNA polymerase II. Gene Ontology annotation, cellular component: ATF4-CREB1 transcription factor complex; nucleus. Bases 166 to 1134 code for a protein of 322 amino acids. The record is from RefSeq and is a predicted model, not a curated record. Gene Ontology annotation, molecular function: protein binding; RNA polymerase II cis-regulatory region sequence-specific DNA binding; DNA-binding transcription factor activity, RNA polymerase II-specific.
CCUCCUCGACGCUCUCCGACGUUAAAACGACUCGUCGCUCGACAUUUCGGGCCACUGCAUCAUCAGCGCUGACGUGGAAACUACGUGAGCGCGGACACACGGCGUCCACCCACGCUGUCACCGGUGACGAGUCACACGACGUCAAAAAAAGUUCGGUAGUCGACCAUGGAAACCUCAGUAUCGUCUCAGCUGGACAGCAGUUUGAAUGACUCGGUCACAGAUGGAGAAGAUAACCAAAGUGAAACUAGUCCGUCUCCUGCAGACCGUGAUCAGGUGUCGCUUGCUGCAGAGUCUUCUGGUGUGACUGUUGUCCAGCUGUCUGAUGGUCAGACGGUGCAGGUUCAAGGAGUCAUCCAGGCCCCUCAGACGUCGGUUAUACAGUCACCACAAGUCCAGACCGUCCAGAUUGCCACCGUUGCAGACCUGGAGGAAGAUGAGACGGUUGCAGACAUACAGAAGAGACGGGAGAUCCUCACCAGGCGUCCGUCCUAUCGAAAAAUUCUUAACGAGCUUUCGUCGGAUUCGCCGGCAGUUCCUAAAAUUGACGAGGAAAACACAGAAGAUGAACCACAGCCGAUCUCCAGCACCACGUCGGCAUCGGCACCGACGUCCAUCUACCAGACCAGCUCUGGACAGUACAUUGCGAUCAGCCAGGGCAGAGCCAUCCAGUUGACCAACCCAGGAGUCGAAGCCCUCCACGGGGCCCAGACCCUGACGAUGACCAGCUCUGCUGCCCCACAGCCUGGAGCCACCAUCCUGCAGUGUGCAGCUCAGCCAGGAGACUCCCCACAGCAGUUCUACCUCCAGGGAGGACAGAUGCUCAUCCAAGCUGCCACAGGAGACAUCCCCGCGUACCAGCUGCGUUCGCCCAACUCGGGCCUGGCUCAGAGCAUCGUGAUGGCGGCGUCUCCGGGCGGCAUGCAGAGCCCGUCGUCGCAGCAUGCCGAAGAAAUCACCCGCAAGAGGGAGGUCAGACUGAUGAAGAACAGGGAAGCAGCUCGCGAGUGCCGCAGGAAAAAGAAGGAGUAUGUCAAGUGUCUGGAAAACCGCGUAGCCGUGCUGGAAAACCAAAACAAGACGCUGAUUGAAGAGCUGAAAGCACUGAAGGACAUUUACUGCCACAAAGCCGAGUAGCAGCGGUUUGCUUGUGGUCACGGGCUGAAGACAGUUUACAAACUGUGGCAGCGGAAAAGCAAAAAAAAAAAAAAAACGAAAAAAGAAAGAAGACUCUGGAACAAAAACUGCUUUGACCAUCUUUGUUUCUCUGCUCAUUCAGACCUGAUUUACGCCAAAAUUCAGAAGUGUCGUGGGGAUUUCGAACAGCUUGCCAGUUUUUGCUCUCGUUCUUAUCUUGUGCUCUUUGCAUGACUCGAGUGUUAAACGCACUGCGCUUGCUGUUGCUGUUGUGCACGAGGCGAGGCCAGCCAAUGAGAGCCAGCCGAAGAAGUAGUAGAAGAAGAAGAAGCACAGGAAGAGCAAAUGCAGAUGCUUCCUGAAAAUGUGCCGCCGCUCGACUACAGCGAAAAAAACAAGUUUCCAGAUGAGGUGCACACGAAGCUCCGCAGAUCCACCAGCAGCUGCAACAAGGCAACUCCAACCAUGUUUACCUGAUGUCGUUUGUGUUAUUUACGCUUGUGUUUGGUCGUUGCAUUCCUUCACGUGGAAACUAUUUGGGGAGAAAUUUCAUCAAGCGUUUAGUCAGUGAAGUGAUUUCCUGGAUUUCCUAAUUUUCAGUUUGUUGAACAGUCGCAAACAAGCAAAAUAGAAGAAUUCGACAUGAAAAUCCUAUUUAUGUUUGACAUUUAUGCACAUGGUGAAUUAAUUAUUUGAAUCGAGUAAGCAAAGGUAUUUUUAUUUUUUCAUUACUGAAGUAAAUUAAUCAUGAAACGGACGAACACAGCUGUUCUUUAGUCAAAGCACAGAGUAUAUGGAGUGUCAGUACGGAUGAUAUUUAAUUUUCUAUUCACAAAUAUACGAACAACUUCACUCGAAAACUUAAUAUAUAUUCUACCAAACAAAUGUUACCUACUGAGUAGUCAUAUGAAGAGAUGCUUUGCUUGUUAUAUCUUGAAAAACAACAAAUUUAUAGAUGGAUAUUUUACAUUGAUGCACAGCUCCAAGAAUAAGAGUUUUGCUUUCCUGGCGAGCAUCACGUUUGUUUUAGAAAUGACGGAUAUCCACUUUUGAAUUAAACUGUAUUUGAUUACGGCUUGAUAUUAAAAUGCUCUGUUUAAAGGGUGAUGCCAAUUUCUUUACUCUUUGUUUUUGUAAAGACGUUUUAUUUUAAAUAUAAAUAUAUACAUAUAUAAUAUAUCGACUUGUGUUCAUGUUUCUGGUGAUAUUGGAAAAUGCUCGCUUUCUCUGUUUCUGUUGAUGUAGAUGUUGAGUUUUGUUCCGGUGAUUCUGUUUAAUUAACAUGUUUUAUUUUCUUUUCAGCACGUAGAAAAGAGUAACAGACCCUGACGUUCGUUACGCUUCGGCUGCCAAAGCUUUUUAAGAAACAGUUUGGUAUUUAUCUGCUGUUUAGCUCAAUGGCAACAGUGUGAGUCAUCCUGUCUGCAGUCUCCAUAUUUACCAGCCAAAUACAUGUCGUGGUUAGGAUUCUCAGAGGAGCACCCGUUCUAUUCAAGUUUAGAAAAACGCGCGUGACGCUAACAUUCAGGUUUUCUUCGAUAUCCGGUGAGGUGAAUUUUGUUUCUGCAGUUAGUUUUUGCUGUUUUAAAUGGCUCCAAAUUUUACCAGGUGUUUUCUUCUCCGUGUACUUCUUCAUUUGAAUUGUAAAACUAUUUUUUGUUUAUCUAAUAAAACAAUCAAAUUUGA